Messenger RNA from Cottoperca gobio, 1365 nucleotides. It is a transcript of the gene asgrl1, whose product is annotated as asialoglycoprotein receptor-like 1. Lineage: Eukaryota; Metazoa; Chordata; Actinopteri; Perciformes; Bovichtidae. The record is from RefSeq and is a predicted model, not a curated record. The transcript is spliced from 7 exons. Bases 1 to 711 code for a protein of 236 amino acids.
AUGGAGUCUCAGUAUCGGCAGUUUGGGUCAUCUGAUAACAGCUCUGGCGAUGCAGAGCACAUAACGACCGCACAAACCGGUCUGAAGAGGAUAGGGGGUGGUGUCCUCUAUGGAGUCCUGGUGCUGCUGCUGCUGCUAAUUCUGCUGAUGGUCACAGGGAUCAAAUUCUCGCAGUUAAACAAGGAAAUCACUGAAGUCAAACUCAACCUUGAGAGGAUCGGCAGCGGAGGUAAAACUGCGGCGUCCAGUUCAGGUGCAACAACUGUGCCGGUCGUCUUACAGAAACUUGUCCCAGUUCGAGGAGCAUGUAGGGCAGGAUGGGUGUCUCAUGAGAGGAGCUGCUACCUGCUGUCCACCGACGCCGUGACCUGGAGCAGAGCAGAGGAGCGGUGCCGAGCACUGAGUGGACACCUGGUGGUUCUGAACAAUGUGGAGGAACUGGACUACAUUUCAAAAAUAGUUGAAAUCAAUUUUAACUAUUGGAUUGGACUUGUGGAGCGAGAGCACGAGGGACACUGGAGCUGGGUGGAUGGAACGGACUUCAAAUCAACGCCAACUUUCUGGGACAACGGGCAGCCUGACGACUGGGACUUCAGAGAGAGCGGAGAGGACUGUGGGCAGAUUCACCCAUCUGAGAGUCGCAAACGCAAGUUGUGGAACGAUGCAGACUGCAACCUGACGUAUCUAUUCAUCUGUGAAAGCAGGGUGUGAGAGCUGCCUGAGCUGCUGAACCCUCACCAGCCUCACAGGCCUGUUAGAAAACAUGGGUCAAAUUAGCAAUGCUCUGGUUUUACAUAUUUUAAAGUGGCAAUCUCGAAGAUUUUCAUUUAAUUAAAUGUCUGUUAAAUCCAAGUGGACGUUUGUACCAAAUUCCUGAGGUAUGGAGUUUGUAGAUAUCAGGACGGACGCUCGGAAAACAUAACAUACAAAUAAACAUGUCGCCGACGCGGAGGUAUAACAAAUGUAACUGCACACAACUCUUGAAGCUCAUGUAGAUAUGAAGCAAGUUGGAUUAUUACCUGUUUACAACCACAUGUUUGAUAUAAUUCACAAAAGGGCUCCAGAUUAAAUGGAAAGCUGAUAUAAUUGCAACACGAGAGCAAUCAUUGUGUCAUGCUGAUUCCUCGUGUUAAGAGUUAAAUAGCAAAUACUGGGAUCUCCUUCUGCAACAACCUGCAUAUUAAACAAGGCCAUUUUUAAAAUAAAAGUUAAGGCGGCCUUGUUGAAGGUUCACUUAUAAGUGUUUUUUAUAAAUGCUUUUAACUGCUAUCCUCUGGGAUUUGUGUAUCAUGAUACUGUUUUGAGUUGUUGUUCCUUUUAUAAUCUAUUCAAAUCAAAUAAGACUGAUGCAAAUGAUGUAUUAAU